Drosophila albomicans is the source of this 1018-nucleotide messenger RNA. Its product is annotated as probable transcriptional regulatory protein Nwi_2729. Bases 108 to 905 code for a protein of 265 amino acids. Gene Ontology annotation, cellular component: mitochondrion. The transcript is spliced from 4 exons. NCBI's taxonomy places the organism in Eukaryota, Metazoa, Arthropoda, Insecta, Diptera, Drosophilidae. The record is from RefSeq and is a predicted model, not a curated record.
CCUACAACAUCGAUACGCUUAUUAUCGAUAGCUGCACACUACAAUCGCAUGCGGUUGCUUUUAGUAAAAAUAUAAAUAGUUAUUUAAUACAGUUUUGCGUACAAAAAAUGUUUCGACGUUUAUCCCUAAUUGGCAUUCAAAAUGUUAAGAUUCAAUUUAACCAAUGUGACAUACGCGGCAUGGCCGGCCAUUCAAAAUGGGCGAAUAUAAAACAUAUAAAGGCCCAAAAAGACGGACAGCGAGCAGCGUUGUUCACAAAGAUCUCCAGGCAAAUUCGUUUAGCAGUUCAAGAGGGCAAAUCGGCGGAUCCGGCUGUUAACUCUCUACUGCGGUCGGAAAUAGAUCAUGCUCUAAAGAAAAACAUGCCUAUUGGAACCAUACAAAACACGAUCAAAAAGUGCCAGGGUAACAAGGCGCAGUUGAGGAAACAUCGACUGGAUAUACGAUUCAAGAGAAACGUAUACUUAAUAUGCAGCAUUUAUACCGACAAUAUUGCCCAAGUUAAGAUGGACUCAACGGCAAUGAUCAAGAAAUCUGGCGGUGUUCUCGUUGAUGUUGGUCAUAUGUUUGAAGAUUUUGGGCUAAUUGAGACAAGAUAUGAUAGUUCAACCGCCGAAAACUUGGAGGAAAAGGCCACUGAGGACGCUAUUCAAUUUGGCGCAGAAGAAGUUGAAGUUGUUGAUGCCAAGUCUGGAUUAGUUAAUUUCAUCUGUACUCCAGCUCAUCUAACUGGACUCAGCAAAACGUUGUCUCAGAAUGGUUAUUCUAUUGAAAAUAGCGAACAUAUGUUUACACCAAAUAACCUCAUACAAUUGGCAGUGGAUGAUCAAAAGGCGUAUGAUGUAUUCCUGCAAAAGCUAAGAGAUGUGCCGGGCAUGGAGGAUAUAUACGACAAUGUGGAGUAAUGAUUGAUGGCUAAAUUCAAAUACAUUGUUGUUUAUUGUACAUUCAUAAUUGCUAUAAUUCAAAUUACAUGUGUUGAGAAGUGAUGAUGCCUGUAUAAUAAAUUUUAAAACUA